Molecule: messenger RNA, 2098 nt
Organism: Trichoderma atroviride IMI 206040
Lineage: Eukaryota; Fungi; Ascomycota; Sordariomycetes; Hypocreales; Hypocreaceae
Source: RefSeq, a predicted model, not a curated record
CGAACAGAUUCCCCAGAGGAGAGCGAACAAACAUGGCGUCCACCACGAAAUACCAGCCCGCCGCCCAGCAGGAGCCCGACGACGACUACACCCACGCACCGCCCGCGUACGGCAGCACCGCAGCCGAGGCGUCGUCGUCGGCGCACGAUCCUGGCUUGUUUGCCCAGCCGCGCAGCAGCGAUGACAACAUCCCCGACGAUUUCAAGUUUGGAGGCUCUGUCGCUGAAGCCACCGUCGAUAUUCGCAACCAAUUUGUCCGCAAGGUCUACAGCAUCCUCACCGUCCAACUCAUCGCUACUGCGGCCCUCGGCUCCGUCAGCUUCUUCAGCGAUGCAUACAAGAACUGGAUCCAAAGCCACCCGGGCCUUGUCUGGGCAUCGCUCUUCGGCGCCAUGAUCUUCAUGGGUCUCACCUACUGGAAGCGCAAAUCCUACCCAACCAACCUCCUCUUCCUCUCCCUCUUCACCCUCACCGAAGCCUACUCCAUCUCCGUCAUCGUCUCCUUCUACAACACCCGCAUCGUCCUCAGCGCGACAAUCAUCACCGCCGGCAUCUUCGUCUUCCUCACGGCCUUUGCCAGCCAGUCCAAGUACGACUUCACCUCAUGGAUGCCCUACCUCUUCGGCGCCCUCUGGGGGCUCGUCAUCUUUGGCUUCAUGGCAAUGUUCUUCCCCUACAGCUCCACCGGCGAGCUCAUCUACGGCGGGCUCGCGGCCCUCAUCUUUAGCGGCUACAUCCUCGUCGACACGCAGAUGAUUAUGCGCCACCACCAUGUCGAGGAGGAGAUUGCCGCCGCCAUCAGCCUGUAUCUCGACAUCAUCAACCUGUUCCUCGCUAUUCUGCGUAUUCUCAACAGCCAGUCUAACAACUAAACCUGGUGAAUGGCCGGUUGUUUAUAACUCUGCUCGUACUUGAUGCAGAGCUUCAAGAUUGUGACUUAGGCCCAAACGGGCUGUCGAGUGUUUGAUUGUGAUUUUUGUCUUUUUCUCGCAAAUGUACUAGGAUAAUGGGUUAAAGUGAGACAGGAGUGCAUCGGAUAAUUAUUGCUUCUUUUUUUUUCUUCCUUUUUUUCCCGUUUCUUUUUUGUUCAUCUCUUCUCUUUUGUUUUCGAUGGUUGCCUUCAGUUUUUCUCUUCUUGUAGCGCAACAGAUUCUCAGUGUAUUGAAUGGAAUAAAUAGCUCCUUUCAACUCUAAACAUUCGGUUUGACCAAGUUUACUACAAGACAAGCUUGGUCAACGUGAAGAAGGUUUUGAAUGUAUUUGAUAUCUGCAUUAGAAGUCCACUACAGUAGCUAGAAAUAAAUAAAAAAGGCAGUUAAAAAAACAGGGGUACCAUUUAACAAGAUGGCUACUGAUGCAGCUUUAAAAAAAAAUUAGGAUACCUUGCGAGGGUGUACAGAAAGAGGCUGGGCAGCAAUAUGAAAACUCCCAAAAGAUGCCAAAGCACACAUAUAGCUCUGCUCCGCAUAGUAUUAUGCUGAGUAGCCGCAUAUCUCCGCCUUUGCCAUUUUGAGAGACCCUCCUUCGUCGGGGUAUACGUCGUCUUGUUCCAACGGCAUUCAUCCUCUCCGUAUACUCCACCGUGCAACUCCCCUUCCCUCAGCCCCUCUUCUCCAGCUCAACCGCAAAGGUCACUUCUCGAGUUGUCGUAGGUCGCAAUAAAUAAAUAGAUGGAAAAAAGUAAAAAUCAAACUCGAUUCUGCAGCAGCUGGGAGAGGGGUGCUCUCAUCUCUUUGCUCUUCAGUUUGUGUAGGAGAGGUAAAACCCAACGCCGGCAGCGAUAAAUAGACCAACGUCGCAAUUUACUUUUAUAAUGCCGAAGAAAGACCUAAUAUGUGAUUCGAGAGAAUCUACUCCUCGGUGACACUGGUUUCCAGCGCGGGGGACGCCUGGGCGGCGGCAGUCUCGCGCUGCAUGCGGGCCUCUAUCUCGCGGAGCUGCGAUUCGCGCGCCAGCAGCUCUUGUCGCUUCUCGUUGAUCUCGCGCUGGACCUUGAGCUCAAUCUCGCGCAGCUUCUCCUCCUCUCGUCGAAGCUGCUCUUCCUUGAGACGGACAGACUGGGAAGCCAAGUCCUCAGGGUUCAUGGAGCUAUCAAGUC